GAUCCUCGCUUGGGACAAAUUUAACUCAGCGCUCCUUCGCAGUCGGCUUGUCCGCAUGCUCAGGUUAGCAUAAAGCUAGUUCAGCCCUAUCUGGAAACACACUCACAAGAUGGCAUCAGAAGCGAAACGACAAAAGAUAUAUGAUGGUUCAGAGCUCAGCCCCCUGCAAAACUUUCUACAAUGGUGCCAAGGAGUUGGAUUGGUGCUUAGCAAUAAGGUUUGUGUGAGUAAAGAGGGAACAGUCGCAGAGUACGGGAUGCUGGCCACAGAUGACAUAGAGGAAGGGGAGAUUUUGUUCACCAUCCCCAGACCAGCUCUUCUCCACCAGGGAACAACCAAGGUCUCUGCCUUGCUGGAGAAAGAGGGAUCAUCCCUGGAGAGCUCGUCUGGCUGGGUUCCUCUGCUGCUGGCUCUGCUGUAUGAGUAUACAUCCUCACAGUCCCACUGGAAACCUUACCUCUCACUGUGGACUGACUUCAAGACACUGGACCAUCCCAUGUUCUGGUCUAAAGAGGAGAGAGACAGGCUGUUGAGGGGAACGGGCGUCCCUGAGGCUGUGGACACAGACUUGGCUAACAUCCAGAGGGAAUACAAAGACGUGGUCCUUCCCUUCAUCAAUAAGCACCUAGACAUCUGGAACCCAAAAACACACACACUGGAGCUGUACACACAGCUGGUGGCCUUUGUCAUGGCCUACAGUUUCCAAGAGCCCCAGGAGGAAGAUGAGGAUGAAGAGGAUGAAGAUGAUGAGGAGGAGAAGACACCCAACCUUCCUAUGAUGGUUCCCAUGGCUGACAUGCUUAACCACGUGUCCAAUCACAAUGCUAACCUGGAGUUCACACCGGACAGUUUGAAGAUGGUCUGCAUACGCCACAUUCACAAAGGCGAGGAGGUUUUCAACACCUACGGACAGAUGGCCAACUGGCAGCUGCUACACAUGUAUGGCUUCACGGAGCCGUAUCAGAACAACAGCAACGACACCGCUGACAUCCCCAUCACCAACCUCUACACAGUGGUUACACAAGGUAUUCAGUCUGAUUUGGACCAGCAGCUGGUGGAGGAGAAGUGGGAGGUGCUUUGUGAGCUAAUGCAAGAAAAAGCAGCGUUUGUCUUUGGCAAAGAGGGCUGCCUGUCAGACACAGAGCUUCAUACUGCACUCAAGGUGCUGUGCAUGUCAGAAGACGAGUUCUCAGAGUUCAAAGACAACGAAGGCUGGGAGGACGAUGAAGAGGACGAUGAGACAAUUUCUCUCAUGUUCUCUAACGAGGGUCUCCCUGGAUUAAAGCCUUCAUGGAAAAGCUUGACUCAUGAAGCAGCCCGUCUGACUGUGAAGUCCUACAGAGGAGAGGGAGAGGGUGUGGACAGAGACCAGGCGCUGAUAGGGGACCAGGCAGCACUGGCAGGGCUGAGCAGCAGGCAGCGGAGUGCACUGCAGGUACGCUACGGACAGAAGAGCAUCCUGCACAGACUGAUGGAGCUCACCACGUCAUGAGCUCAGCUGUUGUAGCCAUCAGGACCACAGGAGUUUGUUUUUAGCAUCUCAGGGGCAAAAGUGAAACGUCUCUCAAAUCCAGUCCAUCCAUAUUUUUUCAUGAUCCAAUAGUCAUUGUUUUUCUUCCCUGUGAACAAUAAACUCUGUUUGUGUAA
Molecule: messenger RNA, 1647 nt
Organism: Notolabrus celidotus (New Zealand spotty)
Lineage: Eukaryota; Metazoa; Chordata; Actinopteri; Labriformes; Labridae
Gene: setd6
Product: SET domain containing 6, protein lysine methyltransferase
Exons: 9
Coding region: 110-1492 (460 amino acids)
Biological process (GO): peptidyl-lysine monomethylation
Cellular component (GO): nucleus
Molecular function (GO): protein-lysine N-methyltransferase activity; protein binding
Source: RefSeq, a predicted model, not a curated record